UGAAGCUUCGGCUCUCGCUGCAAAGUUUGAUCUUUUGCGGUUACCGUAGUAGCAGAAAACCAUGGCGUCUGACAGUGACGCCGAUGAGGAUUUUGUGACUUAUGGGACCCCUUUGGAGCCUUUGGAAGAAGAUGAGCCACUGAAGAAGCCCGUCCCGCUCCAUGAGCAAACAGUAAAAGAUGAGAAGGGACGAUACCAGAGGUUCCAUGGAGCGUUCACUGGAGGGUUUUCUGCUGGUUAUUUCAACACUGUCGGCUCUAAAGAAGGCUGGGCCCCGUCAACAUUUAUGUCGUCACGGCAGCAGAAAGCUGAGAAACAACAUGCCAGACCGGAAGACUUCAUGGAUGAAGAGGACUUCAGUGAGCAUGGCAUCGCUCCCAGGGAAAUCACCACCAGUCAGGAGUUUUCGUCUGGCCGCAGAGACGAGCUGAGAGAGAAGGCGAGAGCUGUGAAUGCUCAGACUGCUCUGAUCCCUGGAGACACUCUGCUGGAGGAGCUGAUAGCACCUGCCAGGUUGUCCAUCGGGGUGGAGCUGCUGAGAAAGAUGGGCUGGAAGGACGGUCAGGGCGUCGGGCCUCGUGUAAAGAGGAAAGCUUGCCGACGGCGGUCUGAUGGUGGAGCUAAAGUCUACAGCUGUGUGCUGCCGCCUACUGGUUCAGAAGACUCAGAGGACGAGGAGGAGGAGUUUGCUCCAGAGAACGUGACUUUUGCCCCCAAGGAUGUGACUCCGGUGGACUUCAGCCCCAGGCUAGGGGUUCAGGGUCUGGGGUACCGCGGUCUGGACCCGGGCCUCGCGCUGCUGGGGCGAGGCCAACCUGAACACAUAGACCUGUUCAGACCUCAGUCAGAGACAAGAGGUCGACUUUUUGGAGACACACAGGGAGGAGCGCGGAGAGGAGGAGUGGCCGGACAGGCAUUCGGGGUGGGGGCUCUGGAGGAUGAUGAUGAAGAUGUGUACCACAGAGACUCCAUGUCCAGAUACGACAUGGUGCUGGGAGGAGAGGAGCCUGGAGACGGACUGUAUGGCUGGACAGCUCCACAGCAGUACAUCCAGAAAAGAGUCAAAAGCAAAGAUGCAUCAUAUCUCGGCAAAAUCCUGGAGGGAUUUACUCUGGCUCAAAAACCAGCCGAGGAGCAAAUGAUCUUCCCUCCUCCCUCUUUGCCCAGUGAUUACAGACCGGUCCAUCGUUUCCGCACAUCAGUCGAUGUUCUGGGUCUUUCUGGUGUCAGUCCUGCCCUGGCUGAGGCCCUAAGGGUCUCCAGGGGCCACAUGGUCACAGAGGAGCCCCAGCAUGGGGGACGUCACCAGCUGGACUCCGGCCAGAGGAGGGCGCUGCUGGGAGAGGAUGCCCCGCAAGGUCCCAGUUCAGUCAUGGAGCUCCUAAGGCCUGAGGACAGACAGCGGCUGCUCAGCCUCUCCAAAUCUACCAAAACCAACACUGCAGACUCCCAUGAAGCUUUGCAGUCAGCCAAGCUGUCGGCAGAAGCGUUGCUUCCGUGCCCUGCGGCCUGCUCCGGCCUUCAGCAGCAGCAGCAGGAGGCUCUGGUGGCGUGGAGAGGCAUCCAGACCUCCUCACAGACCUUCAAACCGUUCGAGAAGAACCCGAGCAAACAGGCGCGCUACGAGCUCUACCUGAGCCGCCUCAAACAGGGACACACAGAUGCCCUCGAGCAGAGUCUGGACCCGGGGAUGACAGAGUGGGAGCGCAGCAGAGAGAGGGAGGAGUUUGUCCGAGCCUCCAUCCUGUACAGACCCACCUCCUCCUCACUGUCCUCCCGCUUCACCAGAGCCACACACCUGGAGGACGACGACACUGUGGAGGUCAACCGGGACGUAGAGGGCGACGUGGAUGACAAGCAGGCUGCUAUUAAGAUGAAGAUGUUUGGAAAACUGACCAGAGAAACACUGGAGUGGCAUCCUGACAAACUGCUCUGCAAGAGGUUCAACGUCCCCAACCCCUACCCCGGGUCGAGUGUGGUGGGUCUGCCCAAGGUAAAGAGGGACAAGUUUUCAGUCUUCAACUUCCUGACUGUGGCUGAGAGCAGAGACCCAACAGCUCCUCCAGAGCCCAGGAAAAAGUCUAGGUGGGACGUUUCAGACCAGAAGCAGGAGGAGAAGAGGAGGAAUGGCCCGCCGAGUGAGCUGCUCAGUGCUGCACGAAGCCAGACAUCUGAGACCAAACUGGGUCCAACCUCUGGACCUGUUCUGCCUGCCUCACCUGUCUCCACCAGCACCAACCCUCAAACUCCAGACAACAGAACUGAGGCAGGGAAGCAGCAGAGCUCAGACCAAAAGAAAGAAGGAGAUGAAGAAGAGGGGGAAGAGGAGGAGAGCAGGCCUCCCAUGGAUCUGUUUAAAGCCAUCUUUGCCAGCUCUUCUGAUGAGAAGUCCUCUUCAUCAGAGGGAGAGGGCGAGGAUGAGGAGGACAAAAAGGACUCAAAGGAAGAAGAGGAGGGGACAGUCAACUUGCAGCCAGUGAACCUCUUCAACGUCACUGCCACCUCAACCAUAACCUCCUCUACCACCACAUCCAGCCGGCAGACGGCAGAGGUUUUGUCUCCUACUUCGACACAGGACCCGGAGGAGUUUGGUCCAAAGCUGCCUCCUCCUGCAGCUGCUCUCAUCAGAGGAGGCGCCACCUCCCUCUUUUCCCCCAGGGACGAGCAGAAACCCAGCAAGAGCAGCAAAGACAAGAAACACAAGAACAAGAAGCAGCACAAACACAAGAAGAAGAAGAAACAAAAGAAACACAAAGGGAAGCAGCAGAAGAGUAGGAAGGAGGUGCCAGACAGCAGCUCAGAGGACAGCGACGCAGAAGAUGGACAGGUGUCAACAGAGGAGCUGCUGAAAAGACUGAAGAGUGUCCGGUCACACCAGAGAUGGUAGCAGCGAGUUUGUCCUCUGUGAGGAAAAUAACACCUUUACCUGAACUCAUUUUACACUUUGCGCUGUGUUCUGGUUUUAAAUAAUAAAAUGUGUCACCGAGUCUUGAAGUUUGGCUUCUUAC
This is a messenger RNA of Monopterus albus (swamp eel), 3008 nucleotides long. It is a transcript of the gene gpatch1, whose product is annotated as G patch domain containing 1. Bases 62 to 2887 code for a protein of 941 amino acids. The record is from RefSeq and is a predicted model, not a curated record. Gene Ontology annotation, biological process: mRNA processing. Gene Ontology annotation, cellular component: nucleus. NCBI's taxonomy places the organism in Eukaryota, Metazoa, Chordata, Actinopteri, Synbranchiformes, Synbranchidae. The transcript is spliced from 20 exons. Gene Ontology annotation, molecular function: RNA binding.